Messenger RNA from Synchiropus splendidus (mandarinfish), 1932 nucleotides. RefSeq lists its product as uncharacterized. The coding region runs from base 310 to 1248 and encodes 312 amino acids. NCBI's taxonomy places the organism in Eukaryota, Metazoa, Chordata, Actinopteri, Syngnathiformes, Callionymidae. The transcript has a single exon. The record is from RefSeq and is a predicted model, not a curated record.
CCCUCCUGUUGCUCUGACUCUGAGAGGAACCCUUCCGUCAUGACUCAGCAGAAAUGAAACCGCUGAGUCAGACACGCCGCCCCCACAGGCCGGGCCCUGACUCCAGUCACAUUCCUGUGUCUCUGAGCUCCAGGAGGGAACCUCUCAGGUGGAACCACUCAUUUCUGCUCGGAGCUCCCUGAAGCCUUCCACACUUUAGGCUCCACAGUUGCACAUUCAACAAGUCUGGCACCUGAAAUAAACAAACAUGGCGCCUGAUGUAGAUACCACUUUACACAGGCAGGUGGCGACAUUUGAGGCUGUGUUCAGAUGAAACUUUGGAGUCAAUCAUCACCAUCAUCACCUUCAUCAUCACCAUCAUCAUCACCAUCGCCAUCAUCAUCAUCGCCAUCAUCAUCAUCACCAUCAUCAUCAUCAUCAUCACCAUCAUCAUCUUCAUCACCUUCAUCAUCAUCAUCAUCAUCAUCACCAUCAUCAUCAUCAUCAUCACCAUCAUCAUCUUCAUCACCUUCAUCAUCAUCAUCAUCACCAUCAUCAUCUUCAUCACCUUCAUCAUCAUCAUCAUCAUCACCAUCAUCACCAUCAUCAUCAUCAUCACCAUCAUCAUCACCAUCAUCAUCUUCAUCACCUUCAUCAUCAUCACCAUCAUCAUCAUCAUCGUCAUCAUCACCAUCAUCAUCAUCAUCACCAUCAUCAUCAUCUUCAUCAUCAUCAUCACCACCUUCAUCACCACCAUCACCACCAUCAUUGCAUCACCUUCAUCAUCAUCAUCACCUUCAUCAUCAUCUUCAUCAUCAUCAUCAUCAUCUUCAUCAUCUUCAUCACCAGGCUCUGACUCACCUGGGCGUCCAGUGCAGCAGCAGGAGGGUUGAAAGUCCUGACCCAGUGAAUGGUGGAUCAGCGAUGGGCCGUGACCCCGGGGCCCUCCCCAGGAGCCAGGACUCCUGUGUGAGGAGCUCAGAACGUCUCCUGCACUUGAGCUGGGACAGAAGUGGGAUUAGUGGGACGACGGUCCAGACGGUGAUGGAUGAGUUAUUUGUUUCUGAAGUGGCUCAGGAAGCAGCGGCCUCUGGAGCAAUGAAUAACAAUGAAGAGGAGGUGCAGAUGAAAGGAGACGCCAGGCUCAGUCAGGCGAGCGUGACAUUGAAUUGUUAUCAGCAUUUACGGCGCGCACCUCGGUGUCCUGGGGCCGCCUCACCUCACCUUCCGCUGCAGAGGAGCCUCGCUGCUCAGCCACGUCUUCUCUGAGGCUUUUGUUCUGAAACCAAACGCUCCACCUCACAACUUCCUGUCAGAGUUCAGCUAUUGCUUUGAAGUAGCAGCAGAUGAUCUGGAGACUGGCUCCAGGAGGCGAUGGUCCACAGCUCUGGAGCACAGGGGCCAGGCUCCAGCUGAUCAGGAGUGAAAGCAGCUCCUCAACAUCAGCCAGCUCAGUAGCUCCCUUCAGAUGGCAGCUCUUCUAGUUGCUCUUCCUUCCAUGGUGUGGAUGCAGCUGGGCGCACGCUGGUCUGAAGCAGCGGAGGAAACACGCGGUGGAACAGCGCAGUGAGCGCUUCAUCUCAUUGCUCUGAUGUCACCAGGACGCCUCAUGUCUGGACGGCCAGAAGCUCCAGAGUCUGGGAACUGCAGUGAUUCAUAUUCAGUUCAGGGUGGAUUUUUGUUGCGCAGCCUAGAUGUUUCUGUGCUGAGAACGUGUCAGCUGUGCACAGGGCGCAGUCACCACCAUCAUCAUCCUCUUCCUCCUCCUCCUCAUCAUCAUCAUCAUCCUCCUCUUCUCUCCUCUCCUCCUCCUCCUCCUCAUCAUCAUCCUCAUCCUCCUCCUCCUCCUCAUCAUCAUCAUCCUCAUCAUCAUCAUCAUCAUCAUCAUCAUCCUCCUCCUCUCCUCCUCCUCUCCUCCUCCUCCUCCUCCUCUCCUCCUCUUCCUCCUCCUCC